Phalacrocorax carbo (great cormorant) is the source of this 2565-nucleotide messenger RNA. The record is from RefSeq and is a predicted model, not a curated record. Lineage: Eukaryota; Metazoa; Chordata; Aves; Suliformes; Phalacrocoracidae.
ACCACGGCCACCACCACCUCCUCUCCCACCACCACGGCCACCACCACCUCCUCUCCCACCACCACAGCCACCACCACCUCCUCUCCCACCACCACGGCCACCACCACCUCCUCUCCCACCACCACGGCCACCACCACCUCCUCUGGAACCACCACGGCCACCACCACCUCCUCUCCCACCACCACGGCCACCACCACCUCCUCUCCCACCACCACCUCCUCUCCCACCACCACGGCCACCACCACCUCCUCUCCCACCACCACCUCCUCUCCCACCACCACGGCCACCACCACCUCCUCUCCCACCACCACGGCCACCACCACCUCCUCUCCCACCACCACGGCCACCACCACCUCCUCUGGAACCACCACGGCCACCACCACCUCCUCUCCCACCACCACGGCCACCACCACCUCCUCUCCCACCACCACGGCCACCACCACCUCCUCUCCCACCACCACGGCCACCACCACCUCCUCUGGAACCACCACGGCCACCACCACCUCCUCUCCCACCACCACGGCCACCACCACCUCCUCUCCCACCACCACGGCCACCACCACCUCCUCUCCCACCACCACGGCCACCACCACCUCCUCUGGAACCACCACGGCCACCACCACCUCCUCUGGAACCACCACGGCCACCACCACCUCCUCUGGAACCACCACGGCCACCACCACCUCCUCUCCCACCACCACGGCCACCACCACCUCCUCUGGAACCACCACGGCCACCACCACCUCCUCUGGAACCACCACGGCCACCACCACCUCCUCUCCCACCACCACGGCCACCACCACCUCCUCUGGAACCACCACGGCCACCACCACCUCCUCUGCAACCACCACGGCCACCACCACCUCCUCUCCCACCACCACAGCCACCACCACCUCCUCUGGAACCACCACGGCCACCACCACCUCCUCUCCCACCACCACGGCCACCACCACCUCCUCUGGAACCACCACGGCCACCACCACCUCCUCUCCCACCACCACGGCCACCACCACCUCCUCUCCCACCACCACAGCCACCACCACCUCCUCUGCAACCACCACGGCCACCACCACCUCCUCUGCAACCACCACGGCCACCACCACCUCCUCUCCCACCACCACGGCCACCACCACCUCCUCUGGAACCACCACGGCCACCACCACCUCCUCUGGAACCACCACGGCCACCACCACCUCCUCUCCCACCACCACGGCCACCACCACCUCCUCUGGAACCACCACGGCCACCACCACCUCCUCUCCCACCACCACGGCCACCACCACCUCCUCUCCCACCACCACGGCCACCACCACCUCCUCUGGAACCACCACGGCCACCACCACCUCCUCUCUGACCACCAGCACCUCGUCAUCAUCCACCACGAGGGUCACCGCUACUUCCAUCGUUACGACCACCCCCAACGCCACCACCACCACCGUCCCCGUCGUUACCACCACCCCCAACGCUACCACCACCACCACCACCAGCCCCACCACCAGUGAGGGUCAGUGCCAGAACGGCGGCACCUGGGACGGCAUCAAGUGCGUGUGCGCUGGCGGGUACUACGGCGCCCUGUGCGAGAUCGCCGUCUGCCAGAACGGCGGCACCUGGGCCGGCGGCGGCUGCCAGUGCGCCGAGAGCUUCCAGGGCAGCGAGUGCCAGUUCGCCAAGGAGAACGUCGAGGUCAAGGACGUGAUGGUGAAUGCAACGGUCGAGAUGAAGACGAAGGUCGACAACAGGGUUUUCACAAAGGAUCUCAAAAAUAAGUCCUCUGCAGCUUUCCAGAACUUUGAGAAGGACUUCAAGGAGCAGAUGAGGGAGGUUUACAAGCACAUAGAGGGCUACCAGGAUGUGGUGAUCCACGAACUGAACGAGGGCAGCAUCGUGGUGAACUACACGGUCCUCCUGAAGGUGCUCGCCAGCACCACGGCCAACGAGACGGUGCAGAGCAUCUCCAAGAGCCUCGUCACCGCCAUCAACAGCUACACCAACUGCAACGAAACCUGUCAAGAAGGCAACUGUACCUUCUGCUUCAACUCUACCUACACCAGCGUCGACAACUUCAGGGUGGAAGAGGUUGAAACAAGUGUGUGCGACAGCCGCAUCCCGGAGGAUUUCAAGACCUACUUCUCCCCGCUCGUCACCCCCACCGGCGUCCUCUGCAUCACCAGAUGCGACAAACGCUCUGCCGACCCUUACCCCUGCGUCCACGGCACGUGCGUCGUGGCACGCUCGGGACCACAGUGCGAGUGCUCGGAGCCGUCGGCGUUCUGGUACCAAGACAGCGCCUGCAGCUCCCGCAUCAGCAAGGUGGGGGUGGCCGUGGGGGUACCGGUGGCUGGGUUGGUCGUGGCCGUCGCCGCCUUCACCGCCUUCCUGCUGCGGGCGAAGAGGCAGAAGGACGAGUACAGGGAUAAGCUGACCUCCCACUCGGAGCUGUAUUGCAGCACGGACGAGAGCUGGACCAGCCCGAAGGGCUUCACCGCCAGCAACCCGGCCGCGACCUGGGAAGACUUGGAGGGCCCCAGCACCAACUACAUCAAACUAGGGAACAUGGACACCUGA